This is a messenger RNA of Talaromyces proteolyticus, 657 nucleotides long. RefSeq lists its product as uncharacterized. The coding region runs from base 205 to 531 and encodes 108 amino acids. The record is from RefSeq and is a predicted model, not a curated record. Lineage: Eukaryota; Fungi; Ascomycota; Eurotiomycetes; Eurotiales; Trichocomaceae. The transcript has 2 exons.
CGGCAGAAUAAAAAUGGCCAAUCCCGCCGAGAUACCCAUUUGAACGGUAACCCGGAAAUAAUAUCAUAAAUUUUGAUCAGCUGGACAUCAUUUCUUGCAACUUCUUUUGAACGGUGCGCUAUCGACGACUCAAAUCAGGAAACAAUAUACAAAUAAAACCUCAUAUUCAUUGGUUCUGUUUUAAACCCGAAACAAUUGAGCAAAAUGGCUUCCGAUAAACCUAUCACUCGUGUGACCUUUUUCAAAAUUCCAGACCCUGCGGAUCAACAGAAGCUUAUCAACAUGUACAAGGAGAUGCCCAAGAAAGCCACAAAGAAUGGAAAGCCUUACAUCCUUUCGGUUACCGCCGGCUCUACUUUUGACGACCAACGCAACCAGGGCUUCACCGUAGCGGUGAUUUCAUCAUUUGCAUCGCUCGAAGAUUUCGAGUAUUAUGAUAAGGAAUGCGAAGCUCAUGCGGCUUUAAAGCCGGUGGCUAACUCUAUGCACCAAGGGAUUAUGAUGGCUUAUUUCAACAAUGCCGUGGCAUAGGUCACGCUCAUCUCCCUUCCGGUUCUGGUGGAUACCCUAAAAAGGGGUAUUUUGUGUUAUUUCUUCGUUCAAUUAGUGAUAUAGCCUUUAUAAACCAUCGAAAAUCUCUAUUUUAAUAUGUUUAAA